This is a messenger RNA of Musa acuminata AAA Group (dessert banana), 705 nucleotides long. Its product is annotated as cytokinin dehydrogenase 5-like. Gene Ontology annotation, molecular function: flavin adenine dinucleotide binding; cytokinin dehydrogenase activity. The transcript is spliced from 5 exons. Lineage: Eukaryota; Viridiplantae; Streptophyta; Magnoliopsida; Zingiberales; Musaceae. The record is from RefSeq and is a predicted model, not a curated record. Gene Ontology annotation, biological process: cytokinin metabolic process. Bases 1 to 705 code for a protein of 234 amino acids.
AUGAAAGGGAAGGGAGAACUGAUAACAUGCUCAGAUGAGAAUAACUCGGAGCUUUUCCAUGGAGUUCUUGGUGGACUGGGACAGUUCGGGAUCAUCACCAGGGCCAGGAUUGCACUGGAGCCAGCUCCCAAAAGGGGGUUAGAGACCAGGAGUAGCUCAUCUCUCUCCAUUGGCGCAGAACCAAGCCAGAGAUUCGACUACGUCGAAGGCUUCGUCGUCGUCGACGACGGCCUGAUCAACAACCGGAGGUCGUCGUUCUUCUCCCCGAAGAACCCUGUCAAGAUAAGCUCCGUAGGAGCCACCGGCGGCGUGCUGUACUGCUUAGAGAUGGCCAAGAACUACGACGACUCCGCUGCCGACUCCAUUGAUGAGGUAGGUGGUAGAGGCACUCUGGGACAGCUGAGCUACAUACCGGCAUCGGUGUUCACCACCGACCUCCCCUACGUCGACUUCCUCGACCGCGUCCACGGGCCGGAGCUGCAGCUCCGCGCCAACGGGAUGUGGGAGCUGCCGCACCCGUGGCUCAACCUCUUCCUGCCGGCGUCACGGAUCGUGGACCUCGACCUUGGCAUCCGCCGCAAUAGCACCGGCGGACCUAUCCUCAUCUACCCUAAUAUCGCAUGCCUUGUUUGCUUGCCCUGCCUUGCAUGCAUGCAUGCAGCCCUUGCAACCCUAGCUAGCUCACUAAUGAAUGCACACGGUUAG